AUGGCGAAUCCACCUACUCCAACAAUCACCCUCAGCGCCUGCGCAACCGACCAAAACCCGCACCCGAUCCAGAUCUCCCUCCGCGCACCCACAGCCGCCAAAGUGCCCUCGAGCACCCUAACCUCCCCGCCCCUCGCACCCCCUCCCCCCGACUUCCUGCACGGCAAAUGGCACGUCACGCACUCGACGCUCCCGAUGUGGCGCUCAAAAAGCAACGUCAGCAUAUCCUACACCCCGCUCCCGUAUCCGCCCUCGACAGAAAUCGCCUUGACCUCUGCAACGCUGCCGCGGCUUGACGACCUCGUCGAAUACCAGCCCCACGGCUCCUCGAGAACGAAGGCUAUCCGUGGCGUCUCUACCCCGUCGGACAGCAGUGGCUGGACCUAUGAUUGGCGCGGCAAGGGCUGGCUCAUGGUCGCGACCAGUCGGUGGGAGAUCCUUGGGUACGGCAAGGAGGGGGGAAAUCGCUGGUGCGUGACGUACUUUGCCAAGACGCUGUUUACGCCUGCGGGGCUGGAUGUGUAUUCGCGGAGCCCGGCGGGACUGAAGGCGGAGACGAUGGAGCACGUACAGCAGAUUUUGAAGAUGUUUGGGGAUCCGGUGUUGAGCGAGUUGGCGGGGGCGAUGUUUGAGGUUGACAGGGAUGGGGCAAAGGUGUGA
Messenger RNA from Coniosporium apollinis CBS 100218, 660 nucleotides. RefSeq lists its product as uncharacterized. The transcript has a single exon. The record is from RefSeq and is a predicted model, not a curated record. Bases 1 to 660 code for a protein of 219 amino acids. Lineage: Eukaryota; Fungi; Ascomycota; Dothideomycetes.